AUGCUCAUUAACCAUGACGCAAAUCCAAAUACGACUGAUGAUGAUGGCAGCACACCUCUCCACACGGCAACACAUCGUGGUGAUCCCGAUGUUGUGAGGGUUCUAAUUGAACAUGGAGCAGAUCCAGAUACGGCUGAUUAUGAUCGGAACACACCUCUCCACACGGCAUCAUACAAUGGUUAUCUCGAUGUUGUGGAGACUCUCAUUGAAGGAGGAGCAGAUCUAAACAUGGUUGAUAAUGAUUGGAGCACACCUCUCCACACGGCAUCAUAUAGUGGUCAUCUCGAUGUUGUGGAGACUCUCAUUGAAGAAGGAGCAGAUCUAAACAUGGUUGAUUAUUAUGGCAGCACACCUCUCCACGCGGCAUCAUACAAUGGUCAUCUCGAUGUUGUGGAGACUCUCAUUAACCAUGACGCAGAUCCAAAUACGACUCAUGAUGAUGGCAGCACACCUCUCCACACGGCAACAUAUCGUGGUGAUCCCGAUGUUGUGAGGGUUCUAAUUGAACAUGGAGCAGAUCCAGAUACGGUUGAUUAUGAUCGGAACACACCUCUCCACACGGCAUCAAACAAUGGUCAUCUCGAUGUUGUGGAGACUCUCAUUGAAGGAGGAGCAGAUCUAAACAUGGUUGAUUAUUAUGGCAACACACCUCUCCACACGGCAUUGUUCAAUGGUCACCUCGAUGUUGUAUAUAUUCUCAUUAACCAUGACGCAGAUCCAAAUACGACUCAUGAUGAUGGCAGCACACCUCUCCACAUGGCAUCAUAUCGUGGUCAUCUCGAUGUUGUGGGUGCUCUCAUUGACCACGGAGCAGAUCUUAACAUGGUUGAUAAUGAUCGGAACACACCUCUCCACGCGGCAUUACAUAGUGGUCAUCUCGAUGUUGUGGAGACUCUCAUUAAAGAAGGAGCAGAUCUAAACAUGACUGAUAAAGAUUUGAGCACACCUCUCCACACGGCAUCAUACAAUGGUCACCACGAUGUUGUGGAGACUCUCAUUGAAGAAGGAGCAGAUCUAAACAUGGUUGAUUAUUAUGACAACACACCUCUCCACGCGGCAUCAUACAAUGGUCACCACGAUGUUGUACAGUUUCUCAUUGGCAAAGGAGCAGAUCAAAAUUAG
Strongylocentrotus purpuratus (purple sea urchin) is the source of this 1122-nucleotide messenger RNA. RefSeq names its product ankyrin repeat, PH and SEC7 domain containing protein secG-like. Lineage: Eukaryota; Metazoa; Echinodermata; Echinoidea; Camarodonta; Strongylocentrotidae. The coding region runs from base 1 to 1122 and encodes 373 amino acids. Gene Ontology annotation, molecular function: protein binding. The record is from RefSeq and is a predicted model, not a curated record. The transcript has a single exon.